CCAAAAUGGCGGCUCUCAGGCUGGCGCGCUCCGUGCUGCUGAGGUUUUGAGGUGGUCGCCAGGGGUCGGGGGGGACGAUUUCCCCGCCGCGGGGGCCCCAGAGGAUGAAUCGGGGGCUCUGCUAAGGUUAGGCGGUGGGGGUGGAGAGCAGUGGCAGCAGGGGCUGCGGUGGAGUCCACGGAGCGGGAUGUGCGAGAGUUACUCCAGGUCGUUGUUGAGGGUCUCGGUGGCGCAGAUCUGCCAGGCGCUGGGCUGGGACUCGGUGCAACUCAGCGCCUGCCACCUCCUCACGGACGUGCUGCAGCGCUACCUGCAGCAGUUGGGACGGGGCUGCCAUCGGUACUCUGAGCUCUAUGGCCGGACAGACCCAAUUUUGGAUGAUGUUGGUGAAGCUUUCCAACUUAUGGGGGUUAGUCUUCAUGAACUAGAAGACUAUAUUCACAAUAUUGAACCUGUCACUUUCCCACAUCAAAUUCCUUCAUUUCCUGUUAGCAAGAACAAUGUACUUCAGUUUCCUCAGCCUGGAAGUAAAGAUGCAGAGGAAAGAAAAGAAUACAUUCCUGAUUACAUGCCACCCAUUGUGUCUUCUCAAGAAGAAGAAGAAGAAGAGCAGGUGCCCACUGAUGGCGGUACAUCAGCAGAAGCCAUGCAGGUUCCCUUGGAGGAAGACGAUGAACUGGAGGAGGAGGAAAUUAUUAAUGAUGAGAAUUUCUUGGGUAAGAGACCAUUGGAUAGUCCUGAAGCUGAAGAAAUGCCUGCCAUGAAGCGACCACGACUAUUAAGCACCAAAGGGGACACCCUGGACAUAGUAUUAUUGGAAGCUCGAGAACCACUCAGCUCAAUCAAUACCCAAAAGAUUCCACCAAUGCUUUCUCCAGUGCAUGUACAGGACAAUACAGACCUAGCACCUCCGUCGCCAGAGCCACCAAUGUUAGCUCCGGUUGCAAAAUCGCAAAUGCCAACUGCAAAACCAUUAGAAACAAAGUCAUUUACACCUAAAACAAAGACUAAAACUAGUUCUCCAGGACAGAAGAUUAAGUCACCUAAAUCUACUCAGUCACCAGCAAUGGUCGGAAGUCCUAUUCGGUCACCAAAAACUAUAUCCAAAGAAAAGAAAUCUCCUGGACGUUCUAAAAGCCCUAAAAGCCCCAAGAGCCCCAAGGUUAUGACUCAUGUUCCCCAAGCACCUGUCAGACCUGAAACCCCAAACAGGACUCCUUUAGCUACAGUGAGUGAAAAAAUCAGUAAAGAGGCCAUUCAGGUAAAACAAAUACAAACACCCCCUGAUGCUGGGAAGCUGAACAAUGAGAAUCAGCCGAAAAAGGCUGUCGUGACCGAUAAAACAAUUGAUGACUCUAUUGAUGCUGUGAUCGCACGAGCUUGUGCUGAACGAGAGCCAGAUCCUUUCGAAUUUUCUUCUGGAUCAGAAUCCGAAGGCGACAUUUUUACCAGCCCUAAGAGAAUUUCAGGUUCAGAAUGUACUACUCCCAAAGCGUCCACUUCCGCAAACAAUUUCACCAAGUCAGGCUCCACUCCGCUGCCUCAUUCAGGCGGAACUUCAAGUUCUGAUAAUUCAUGGACCAUGGAUGCCUCCAUUGAUGAGGUUGUACGUAAAGCAAAACUGGGAACACCUUCAAACAUGCCUCCCAACUUUCCUUAUAUCUCUUCUCCUUCAGUUUCUCCUCCCACUCCCGAGCCUCUGCACAAGGUGUAUGAGGAGAAAACCAAACUGCCUUCAUCAGUGGAAGUCAAAAAGAAGUUGAAAAAGGAACUGAAGACUAAAAUGAAAAAGAAAGAGAAGCAGCGCGAUAAGGAGAGGGAAAGAGACAAAAGCAAGGACAAAAACAGAGAGAAGGAUAAAGUGAAAGAGAAGGAGAAAGAGAAGGAAACCAAGCAUCCGUGGAAGGAGUUUCUCAAAGAUGAGGAGUCAGAUCCCUAUACGUUUAAAAUAAAAGAAUUUGAAGAUGUUGAUCCAAAAGUAAGGUUGAAAGAUGGAAUUGUGAGAAAGGAGAAAGAGAAGCAUAAGGACAAGAAGAAAGAUAGAGAAAAGGGCAAAAAAGAUAAAGACAAGAGAGACAAAGACAAAGUUAAAGAUAAAGGUCGAGAAGAGAAGAUGAAGGUGGCACCAGCCCCACUGGUGUUGCCGCCAAAGGACAUGGCGCUGCCCUUGUUUAGCCCCGCCGCGGCCGUGAGGAUGCCUGCCAUGCUGCCCUCUCUGUCACCCAUGCUCCCCGAAAAACUGUUUGAAGAGAAAGAGAAACCGAAGGAGAAAGAGAGGAAAAAGGACAAAAAGGAGAAGAAGAAAAAGAAAGAGAAAGAGAAGGAAAAGGAGAAGAAAGAGAAGGAAAGGGAGAAGGAGAAAAGAGAGAGAGAGAAGAGAGAGAAAGAAAAGGAGAAACACAAGCAUGAAAAAAUAAAAGUGGAGCCAGUUGUUCCAGCCCCAAGUCCAGUUAUCCCCAGAUUGACGCUCAGAGUUGGUGCUGGCCAAGACAAGAUUGUCAUCAGCAAAGUGGUGCCUGCGCCCGAGGCUAAGCCAGCGCCCUCUCUGAGCAGACCCAAGACCCCGCCACCUGCGCCAGCCCCAGCCCCUGUGCCUGUGCACGUCACCCCCGCCCCGGUGCCUUUGCCACUCCUCGCACAGUCCACCACGUCCCCUGCCUUGAUGCCGUCUCCGUCUCCCGCCAUCUCUGGAGCCGGAAGUUCCAAAGCCCCUGUCCGGAGUGUGGUCACGGAGACGGUCAGCACUUACGUGAUCCGAGACGAAUGGGGCAAUCAGAUCUGGAUCUGCCCCGGCUGCAACAAGCCGGACGACGGGAGCCCCAUGAUCGGCUGUGACGACUGCGACGACUGGUACCACUGGCCCUGUGUUGGAAUAAUGGCCGCCCCGCCGGAGGAGAUGCAAUGGUUCUGUCCCAAGUGUGCCAACAAGAAGAAGGAUAAGAAGCACAAGAAGCGGAAGCACCGGGCACACUGACGUCUCCGCCCCGGGACAGCGCGGCGGCCACGCGGAGGGCGCUGGGCCCGCGCCGCCAUCCCGCCGGCACCAGGGUCCUGUGCAGAGGGACCCGCCAGACUGCGGACGCGCGUGCGCCCCGGAGCCUCCUUCUGACGCCGAGCGCCCGCGGCCGGGCAGUGGAUGCGGCGGACGCAAGCAGGGGCCGCGCGAGGACCGCCGCGCCUCCGUUUUUCUAUUACCAGUGACAAGUAUUAUUAAUAAAAAGACCAUAAUGUUCCCCUUUGAUCCCUUUGUCCUCUCCAGGGCCUUUUCAUGAAGGUGUUAGACGAGAAGAUGACGUGUAAUGCCUUGACUGUGUCUAAGGAUGAUAUGACUAGUCCGUGUACAGUUUCCGCCUCCGCCCUCCACAGUAAGAUAAUCAUAAGAACAUAAGAGACAGCUCCAGGUGGAGUACUGGUAAAUAUUUUUGUGAUGAAAAUAUAUGAAGCUCCCCCUCGCCCCCCAUUUUUAGUACUAACAUGUAAAAUGUUCAGGCUUUUGUGAAAUACCUUAUAUUUUUUAAGAAAAAGGUUUCUAUCAUGUCCUGUUUGCUUUUGUGCAAAUUAUUUUUGUUGACUCUCCCGUAUUUUCUAUCUUUGUUGCAUUCUAACUCUGCCCUCCUUUAAACCGCUGGCGCUCUUCUCACCGCGUAUACAUUUCAUCAACUUGUAUGAAAACUCUUCAGACCAGAAGAUCUCCCCUCAUGUAAAUAAUAAAUAUUUAUGAAGUAGUUAUUUUUUAAAUUUUUAUCGUGUUUCAUUCUGGCUUUCUCUGGAAUCCACUGUGAUUUCAGCCAUGUCUGUAAUUACCGCUUCACGUAAGCCGAGAAGGCUGGAAAAAAGAGCCACAGUUCAAAGCCACCUCCCUUGAACUGCCCGGCGCAGCCCGGAGCCUGUGGGGAAGGGACCUGGCAGGUGCAAGGAGAACAAGGCGUUUGAUAGUGGAUGAUUUGAAAUCAUUCUGUCAUCUAUUUUGUUUCUGUAAAUUUCUUUGACUUAACUUUUAUUAAAAGGACGUGUAGAUUCCCCGAAAGUAAAAAAAAAAAGUAUACUGUAGCAUUUUGUGUUUAUAUGGUUUUAUUUCUGCAAAUCUGUUCAUUGAUAUUGUGGUUUAAGGCUGAAAUGAAGUAUAUUAUGAAUUUUUUUUAAGAAAACUCAUCAAAUUUCAGGGUACCACAAAACUUUAUUAUAUUACUAUACUGCCCACUAUUUAUUAUAUGUUAUAGAUGUCUGAGAGAUAAACCAAAUGUUUUAUUUUUAAUGUAAAACAUCAAAUUUAAUUUUAUUAGCAUAUUUUAGCAACUUUGGAAUAAAUAUGGACUUUUACUUGAUUCUGAAAUAAUCCCAAUUUGGACCAGUGUAAUGGAUAUCUUGAAUGCUAGAAUAUGGGCUUUGAACCUAAUACAAAUAUAUUAAUAGAAAUUGUGACUUUUUUAAUGCCAAGUAAGUUGAUAUUAGUGUAUGAAUUAGUCAUAUUUUAAAACAUAUUAUGUGGUUAGAGAAAUGAGGUUUUCUGCCAUGAAUGUUAAAUUGCAAAUCAGUGGAAAUGGAGUCGACCUUUUCAGAGUGCAGUAUUUCAUCGCCCUCCUUGUUCUAGAAGCCAAAAUUUUUCUAUCCCUACAAAGAAACAAAGCAUCUAUGUUGAGAUACGUGUUUUUUGUUUUAUUAAUUUGACAUCAUCCUAAAUACUUUAUACAAUAUUUUCACAUGCACAAAUAUACCCAUUAGUGCUUU
Messenger RNA from Equus quagga, 4728 nucleotides. RefSeq names its product TATA-box binding protein associated factor 3 (gene TAF3). Lineage: Eukaryota; Metazoa; Chordata; Mammalia; Perissodactyla; Equidae. Gene Ontology annotation, cellular component: transcription factor TFIID complex. Gene Ontology annotation, molecular function: protein heterodimerization activity. The transcript is spliced from 7 exons. The record is from RefSeq and is a predicted model, not a curated record. Bases 188 to 2974 code for a protein of 928 amino acids.